AUCGACUUCCAUUCAAGCACACGACCUCCGACCCCCUCCAUAGUCCGAUAUCUUUUUCCAUUCUUGAGGCAUCCUUCUCCAUAUUCCUCUUCUAAUUCCUUCCUUUGUAGUCUUCUAUUCUUAGACUGUCUCUUCCUUGACCCAUAUUUGACUCAUGCCCUUGCUUGUCCUGCUAGCGCUCACCGCUUGACCUGCUGUACCAGGAAGAGAAGUAGCUAGAAUUCCCAGAAUUCUAGGGGCACAACAGUCCUGAAAGGCUGUUUACCCAUUUCAAUAGAUCCUGAGAGAUGUUCUCAGAAUAUGCCUCUCGCUUUCUCGCCCAGUCUCAGUCGCGCAUCGUCCCUCGCCCGGAUGAGAAACGCAGGAAAGAACAUGGUCGGCUAAUCCAGCAACCGGGAAACUCCCGGUAUCUUCCCUCUCGCUCUUUUUUACAAAGAAGACCAGCCGAUCCCUACCAGCCCGGUGCCUCCCAGUUCUCCAAUUUCGCUUUCGGUGCACGAAACUCGCCUCAACAGGCACCACUUUUUCACAGUGCCACCGAUGAUUUCCACGAGGAGGAUGACGAAGCGGAACGUGAGCGAGAAAUAGCAGAUUUUUAUGCUCUGCAAAGGUCAAGGCGACAUUUUGGAGGUAGCCAGCUAAGAGACUCGGAGACCGACGAUGAUGACAACUCUCCUGGCGCGAGUGGGCAGAAGGCUCCCGAGGAAAUACCCCAGCGGGAAAAUAAAGGAAUUAGAAGCGCCUGGCGAGCUCCUAGAUUCAAUAACGGAGGACGGGAAUGGUUCGUUGAUCCAGUGAUAGAAGCUGCUGACGACGAAGACGAGCUGGAUGCGAGCAGUAGCAGGACCAGAGGGAAACUAGUUGAUAUCCACCUCGAAGAUACAUUAAGAUCAGAUCCCGAUGCUGAUCACCAUGAUGAAUCUCCUGGUGUUGGGGACGACGAUCCACCCUCCAUUCAACGAUUUCGUGAACAACCCCAAUCAAGGAUGGGCGGCCUAGGGACCGAUUCGUUCUUCAUAUCACAGGAAGCUAGUAAACAGGCAUUACUGGAAAAUCCCCGGCCACUAACCGCUGAGGGCUCUUACACCGCAGCCAUAAAUCCCGAGGGGAUUGAGUCCCCAAUCCAUGAUGCCUUUUGGGGGCAGCUCUUCCUAAUAUCCUUGGCUUGUCUUUUUGCCACUUCUUUCCUCGUGUACCUCCAUACCUCCUCGCCUCCAGGCGAUAAAUCAAAAUGGGGUGAUACGAUAUAUUUGACUAUCCACAGCUCGUUCUACCUACUCGGUGUUUAUACUCUGGUUUCGGUAUUUAUAUCUUUGCUGUGGCUUGCGCUACUUCGUUCAUAUGUGCGCCCUUUAGUUUACGCUACCAUUUUCAUCGUCCCAAUAAUCCUUUAUUCCUUUUCUCUAUAUCCUUUCAUUUCCAGCUUCCGAGGUACUUGGCAAGGGUCAAGUAUUCAAGACAAAGUGAUGCGUUUCGGUUCGUUCGUCCCAUUUAUCAUGGCCACCGCCUGGAUCUACAACGUCAUCCGUAGCCGCCACGCGAUAGGGAAGGCUAUCAGUAUCCUUGAAUUUUCAUGCCGGAUCCUCGCCGCCAACCCCGAACUAUUGAUUCUCGGCCUCGGUAAUCUCGUCCUUAUCGUCUCGUGGACAUGGGUAUGGAUGCUCAUGUUCACUCGGGUCUUUCUCGGCGGUCAUUUGUCGGGAUCAGCACUCUUCAUUAUUAGCACUGGCAGCUGGUGGCUGGGAGCUUAUUUCAUCAUUGUCUAUCUAUGGUCACUGGGGAUAAUUGCAGGCAUUCAACGAGCAGUCACUGCUGCAACAGUGAGCCAGUGGUACUUCCACCGUCUUGCAAGCCCGGCCCCAACCUCCAGACAGAUCGUUCAGGCAGCGACGGUUCACUCUCUCACAACAUUAUUCGGCACCAUCUGCCUGUCCAGGCUUAUAUCAUUACUGAUCCGCAUUCCCCUGCUCUUGCUUCCAAGCCGAAUCGCAGCUAUCGUAAGCUUAUUUGCUUAUACACUCGUCCCUGCACCUAUCGCUACGCUCACAGACCCUCUUUCUCUUACAUACGCUGCGAUUCAUUCUCAGCCACUUGCUACUUCUGCUCGUGGCCUCACGCAGAUGACAAACCUUGCACCAUCAAUAGCUACGUCAUCACUACACCCUCGCUCUUUCUCCUGGGCUCGUGAAAGCUAUUCGCCGCUGCUUUCAUAUAGGUUAUCGAAGCUCAUCCUCCAUGCUGCCCGUCUCAUGAUGUCCUUGGCCCUUGGAUUUGGGGGAUGGGUGAGCACUGCUCGAAGCUUGGGAGUACCGAGUUCUGGUGGGGUAGUCCGCGGCAGCGUAUACGCAUAUAUCGUUGGGCUGAUUGCAGGUACAAUUGGCUGGAGUGUACUUGGUUCCAUCGAAGGAGUCAUUGCAGAUAUUGUCGAUGCAUCGAUCAUCUGCUGGAGCAGUGAAGUUGGAACGUACGGUAGGGAAGCCAGGUAUUGUCGUGAGGCUGGCUGGCUAUUUGGCCAGGAUACAACUCGCGAAGAGCGGUAUUCCGCAGAGCCUUGAGUAUUUCCAAACAGAAAUUGAGAUGGCUGAUUUAACAAAUUUUUUUCUUGUGCACCCCGUCUUUGCAUCCAUUCACAUCGUUCUUACAUCGCAUCUAAAGACAUAGGUGUUUGCCGGGUUUUUGUUUUGUCUUCUCACUUGCUCCUGCAUGUGAUGAUUUAGCAAAGCAUUAUAUUAUGCUGGGGGAGUUAUCCGGUAAGACGGAAAUGGCUUCGAGGAUUUUUUUUUUUAUAGAGAUAGCCUAGGCUUGAGCAAUUUAUACGUUGGUUCAUUUUCCA
Molecule: messenger RNA, 2833 nt
Organism: Aspergillus ochraceoroseus IBT 24754
Lineage: Eukaryota; Fungi; Ascomycota; Eurotiomycetes; Eurotiales; Aspergillaceae
Exons: 2
Coding region: 288-2555 (755 amino acids)
Biological process (GO): transmembrane transport
Cellular component (GO): plasma membrane
Molecular function (GO): transmembrane transporter activity
Source: RefSeq, a predicted model, not a curated record